AUGGCUUCUCUCUCGGGUGCUGAAGUCGCAAAGCACAAUAGUGCGAAGGACUGUUGGGUUAUUGUUCACGGGAAAGCAUACGAUGUUACUGAGUUUCUACCAGAACACCCCGGCGGGACCAAGAUCAUUCUCAAAUAUGCGGGCAAAGAUGCGACGGAAGAGUUCGAUCCAAUCCACCCACCAGACACCCUAGAAAAGUACCUGGCCAAAGACAAACACCUAGGCCCCGUGGACAUGUCAACAGUCGUCAAGGAGAAGACGCAGGAGUCGCCCGAGGAGAAGGAACGGUUGAAGCGGAUCCAGGAGAUGCCUUCACUGGACCAAUGCUUCAACCUGCUCGACUUUGAGGCCGUGGCGCGGAGGGUCAUGAAGAAGACGGCGUGGGGAUACUACUCGAGCGCCGCAGAUGACGAGAUCACAAUGCGCGAAAACCACUCGGCCUUCCAUCGGAUCUGGUUCCGCCCGCGCGUCCUGGUGGACGUCAAACAAGUCGACUUCGGCACCACCAUGCUCGGCACUCCCUGCUCCAUCCCCUUCUACGUGACCGCCACAGCCCUAGGCAAACUCGGCCACGCCGAAGGCGAGGUCGUCCUCACCCGCUCAGCACGCAAACACAAAGUCAUCCAGAUGAUCCCGACCCUUGCCUCGUGCGCCUUCGACGAGAUCGUGGACGCCGCCCAGCCAGACCAAACCCAAUGGCUGCAACUCUACGUCAACAUGGACCGGGCCAUCACCAAACGGAUCGUGGAGCACGCCGAGAAGCGCGGAUGUAAGGGCCUCUUCAUCACCGUCGACGCGCCGCAGCUGGGCCGCCGCGAAAAGGACAUGCGCAUGAAGUUCACCGACCAGGGCAGCAACGUACAGAACGGCCAAGCCACGGACAACUCGCAGGGCGCCGCGCGGGCCAUCAGCAGCUUCAUCGACCCGUCGCUGUCCUGGGAGGAUAUCCCCUGGUUCCGCUCCAUCACCAAGAUGCCCAUCGUGCUCAAGGGCGUGCAGCGCGUCGAGGACGUCGUCAAGGCCGCUGAGGUCGGCGUUCAGGGUGUUGUGCUGUCCAACCACGGCGGUCGGCAGCUGGAGUUUGCCCGCUCCGGCAUCGAGAUCCUCGCCGAGACGAUGCCUGUGCUCCGCCAACUAGGGCUCGACGACAAGAUCGAGGUGUACAUCGACGGCGGCAUCCGGCGCGCGACGGACAUCCUCAAGGCGUUGUGUCUCGGCGCCAAGGGGGUGGGCAUCGGCCGUCCGUUCUUGUAUGCCAUGUCGGCGUACGGACAGGACGGUGUCGACCGGGCGAUGCAGCUGCUCAAAGAUGAGAUGGAGAUGGGCAUGCGGUUGAUUGGCGCGCGGUCGGUGGCCGAGUUGAACCCGAGUAUGGUGGAUGCGCGCAGCCUGUUUAGUCACGGCGCGCCGCCGUCGGAUAGCUUGUCACAUGCUGUGUAUGACCCGUUGGUGAACCCGGCGCAGAGGUUGGCGGUGACGGGGGAGAAGCCGGAGAAGUCGAAGCUGUAA
Molecule: messenger RNA, 1509 nt
Organism: Dichotomopilus funicola
Lineage: Eukaryota; Fungi; Ascomycota; Sordariomycetes; Sordariales; Chaetomiaceae
Product: FMN-dependent dehydrogenase-domain-containing protein
Exons: 5
Coding region: 1-1509 (502 amino acids)
Biological process (GO): lactate metabolic process
Molecular function (GO): heme binding; L-lactate dehydrogenase (cytochrome) activity
Source: RefSeq, a predicted model, not a curated record